This is a messenger RNA of Phycomyces blakesleeanus NRRL 1555(-), 1773 nucleotides long. RefSeq lists its product as hypothetical. The record is from RefSeq and is a predicted model, not a curated record. The transcript is spliced from 2 exons. Gene Ontology annotation, molecular function: protein binding. Bases 1 to 1773 code for a protein of 590 amino acids. Lineage: Eukaryota; Fungi; Mucoromycota; Mucoromycetes; Mucorales; Phycomycetaceae.
AUGUUGGCAUCAGAAUUACCUUACGAAAUUACCUUUCUUAUUGCAAAUUUUCUUCAACCCAGAGAUAAAGUUCAAUGUUGCCUUGUGUGCAAGUCUUGGUUGCUAGCUUCCCAGGAAUCUCUUUUUGAAACAAUAUCUGUUAAAAGCUAUUGCAAUGUUAAUGAGCUGGUGUAUGCAACCAAUCCAGAAAACAACCUACUUCGGAAAUAUUGUCACAAAACUCGAAUGCUCAACAUCGGUAGGAAUAUCUGUCUACGUGAUAGGCAGCUUCUCGCCCUCCAGAAAAACCUUCCGUGUGUACAAGUCUUCAAGUGGAACAAUGCGAUUGUUGAACGAUACCAGCUUAUCAAUUGUUGUGGGUGGAAUCUGUGGGAAAAAUCACUCACAAACCUCAAAAUUACUGUGCUACGCCAUGAUUACGCUUCACUAUCAAACAUCUUUGUUUCAAUACGAUCUAAUCUAUCCCGGUUGAGACGACUACACAUCACUGAUCAGUACAAUGAAAGAGCGCUUCAGUGCACCUUUAACGAUUUUGAACUCCUUAAUGAUCAACUACCCGAAUUGAUAUACAUGUCGCUGAGUGUCCAUCUUUAUGAAAUGAAACCAGCCGAACUUUUGAAGAUCAAAUAUGUAAAGCCAGCGCCUCGUUUAAAAGUUCUUGGAUGUUGUGUUGAGGAAGCUACCAUUGAAUGGCUAUACUACCUUGCUGUUAAGUAUCCAAACAUCAGUACUCUUAAAACUUUUGAUUUCUCCCGGUUUACAAUUGAUGAGCAGACUUCUCUAGCGGGAAAUAUAUUCAAACAGCUUUCAUUUCCCUUUCAACGAUUGGAGAACAUUGAUGUCUGUGUCAAUAUGGCUUCAGAACAAGUAUAUCUUGAUUUUGUAAAUCAACUUCGUCUUUUCAAUACUUCUCUCAAGGCCAUAUGUCUUUCUGUGGAUGGAAUAUCGAGAGACAGCAUGUCGUCAAAUAAUAUCAUAAAAUCAACAAACGUAUUUGCAAAUACAUUGCAAACAAUCGAAAUUAAAUCCUGUCCAGGUAUCGUGCAGUGCUUGGACCUUAUUCCUGAGCUCGUAUACUAUCCUCAUCUAGUUGAUCUCAAUAUCUGCAUUAAAGAUGCUAUAGUCAAUCUGGAUGUUCUUCUGGAGAAGUAUCCGCUGUUAAAGACCUUUAGUAUUUCUGAUGGUGUUCUUAAUUCUAGUCCGAACUUGCCUAUCCCCCCAACUGAAAAUGCAUUGUGCGAUUUAUCACUCAGUAAUAUGUCAAUCUCUGCUAGUACUCUCAAGUCUAUCUCUAUUUUUUGCAAGAAACUUACCAAUAUGGAGCUCAAAUGCGUAGAUAUAGAAGGAUCUCAACAGGGAGCUACUUUAUAUUAUUGCAUUGAUAUGUCAUCAACCCACUUUACAACGCUUUUUAUUGAAAGCAUCCAAUUCACCAACGUCGUCAAUCAAGAUACUAUUAACAUGUUUGCUUUUUCUUUAUCAAAUGUUUCUGCAGAAAAUACCUGGGUGUAUUCUUGGUACAUGCAAGCAAACGUUUUUAUGGCCCAACAAUCAAAAGCACGGAAGCUAAACAAAGAAGAAUCAAAGGAAGCUGGAGAAUAUUUCCAUAACUUCCCCAGAAAUAUUCAGCCAAAGUAUACCAAGGAUCAGAUUCACGAUACUAUACGGUUUUCAUCAAAAGACAACUGGAGGGAUGUACUUUCUAAUGGCUAUGCUAUUUUUAAAUACGGUUCUGUAAAAAACCUUCUACUUGAGACUAAACAUGAAAAAUAG